Thunnus maccoyii (southern bluefin tuna) is the source of this 1766-nucleotide messenger RNA. RefSeq lists its product as uncharacterized. Lineage: Eukaryota; Metazoa; Chordata; Actinopteri; Scombriformes; Scombridae. The record is from RefSeq and is a predicted model, not a curated record. The coding region runs from base 1 to 1626 and encodes 541 amino acids. The transcript has 9 exons.
AUGGCCAUUGAUGAACGCCCAGGGUCAAGGGGUCAAAAACCAACCUGUACCUCUGUCCCACUGCAAGACAACCCCUGGUGGCGAGUGGACCUGAGAAAUAUCUAUCGCAUAACUGCGGUGUCUGUCUUCAGCACUGGAGACUGCUGUUCAGAAGAGCUGAACCGUGCUGAGGUCCGCAUCGGUUUCAGCAUGCAAACCAAAAACCAAAGGUGUGCUGUCAUCUCCAUUACAGAGGGACAAAGCAAAUACACCUACCAAUGUGGAAUAAUGGAAGGUCGCUUUGUUCAUGUUGUCCUUCCUGGACUACAGAAGACUUUGUCUUUUUGUGAAAUACACGUGUAUGGUCAUGUGCUUGACAAUGUGGCUUUGAGAGGAGUGGCUUUUCUAUCUUCCAGGAAAUGGAGAACAGCGGGUUAUGCCAGCAGUGUCAUAGAUGGUAAUCAGAUUUCCACCUGCAGCGCAACUAAGGACAAACCCGGACAGUGGGUGAAAGUGGAUCUACUGGUUCCUUGUCGGUACAUCCCAAGCCGUACACAUUCUCUCGCCACCGUGGACUGUGGGGGGAUUGAGGGUCGCUACGUGACUGUAGUCCAACCUGAUGUACCACUAACUCUGUGUGAGGUGGAGGUCUACAGCACCUGGGAGAAUCCUGUAAAUAAAGUCCCUCAGUGGCCUCCGCCCAGUGAUCACUGCCCCUCCACUUCUUGCAGUCGUGACUACAUUUUUGUUCAUGAUCAGCCUAAGACAUGGUUUGAAGCUCAGACUUACUGCAGAGACCGGUACACUGACCUGGCCACCAUCAACAAUGCUCAAGACAUGAACAAGGUCAUGAACAAAAUGGAAAACGAUUUUAGCGACUUUUGGAUUGGGCUAUAUGAAGAUGCAGUGACCUGGAAGUGGUCUCUGUCAGAUGAGGGUUACUACAAUGAUAAUGAAGCAGAGUUCAGGAACUGGGGUGAAGGUGAACCCAACGAGAGUGACAUUCAGCGCUGUGCUGUCAUUCAAGACAAGGGGGACUGGAAAGACCGGGACUGCAGCUUACUGAAUGUCUUCUUAUGCUUUGAUGGCCGAGAUGGUGUGCCAGAGAAUAAGAUUCUUGUGGAAACACCAAUGAACUGGACCGACGCUCAGCGCUACUGCAGGCAAUACCACACAGACCUGGUCAGUGUGAGGAACCUACCUGAGAACCAGGAGAUCCAGAGCAUGGUGCCGUCAAGAGAGCAGGCCUGGAUCGGCCUGUUUGAAGACUCCUGGAAGUGGUCUGAUGGGAGAAAAUCCUCAUUCAGAUACUGGCAGGAGGGGCAACCCGACAGUUUAGGAGAGGGUCCAAACUGUGCUCAUGUUAACGGUGGAGAAUGGAGUGCAAGGUCAUGCAACACUAAAUCAAUGUUUCUCUGCUACUUUAUCUUUAAGAAGAAAUCUGUGGUGAGGAUCCAGUCUGACUUUGACAUGAGUGACCCUGUCAUCCAACAACAAAUCUUGAAACAGAUGGAGGCAGAGAUGACAAAAAAGGGCAUCAGUGAUAUCAAGAUCAGCUGGAGGAUGUCUGGAGGUCUGGAGAAGGCCACACAAACGAGGAGAAUAAAGGAAGCACAGUGUGUGGCACCGGAGGGAGGUGAAACAUGAAUCCUGCUACUCUGACUGGUUGAAGAAUGUGGCCUACUAGUGGACUGUGUGCACUAGAGGAGUGGCCAGGGAAAGUAGAGUAAGAUCACGAUAGAGUGUGAUCAAAUGCAGUAUUUUUAACCUUUGCUUUUUAGUUUAUU